AUGAGGAGCCACACGGGGGAGAAACCCUACCGGUGUUCUGUCUGCGGGUUCGCAGGAGCAACCAAUCUAACCAAUCACAUGAGGAUCCACACAGGGGAGAAACCCUACCGCUGUACUGAGUGCGGAAGGUGUUUCUCUGUCCUGGGUCAUCUCCAGACACACAUGAGGAGCCACACGGGGGAGAAACCCUACCGGUGUUCUGUCUGCGGGUUCGCAGGAGCAACCAAUCUAACCAAUCACAUGAGGAUCCACACAGGGUAUAAACCCCACCGGUGUACUGAGUGUGGAAGGUGUUUCUCUGUCCUGGGUCAUCUCCAGACACACAUGAGGAGCCACACGGGGGAGAAACCCUACCGGUGUUCUGUCUGUGGUAAAGGGUUUAGUGUGAGCUGCAACCUGACGCAGCACAUGAUGAUACACACAGGGGAGAGACCUUACCACUGUCCCGACUGUCAGAAAGGAUUCAUCACCAUGGUCCGGCUGAGGAGACAUCAGAUCGCCGUUCACACGCAGGGAGAAAUGUUCUUCUGUAAAUGA
Oncorhynchus nerka (sockeye salmon) is the source of this 537-nucleotide messenger RNA. RefSeq names its product zinc finger protein 723-like. The transcript has a single exon. The coding region runs from base 1 to 537 and encodes 178 amino acids. NCBI's taxonomy places the organism in Eukaryota, Metazoa, Chordata, Actinopteri, Salmoniformes, Salmonidae. Gene Ontology annotation, cellular component: nucleus. Gene Ontology annotation, biological process: regulation of transcription by RNA polymerase II. The record is from RefSeq and is a predicted model, not a curated record. Gene Ontology annotation, molecular function: DNA-binding transcription factor activity, RNA polymerase II-specific; RNA polymerase II cis-regulatory region sequence-specific DNA binding.